Molecule: messenger RNA, 1521 nt
Organism: Kalmanozyma brasiliensis GHG001
Lineage: Eukaryota; Fungi; Basidiomycota; Ustilaginomycetes; Ustilaginales
Product: Major facilitator superfamily
Exons: 1
Coding region: 1-1521 (506 amino acids)
Biological process (GO): transmembrane transport
Cellular component (GO): membrane
Molecular function (GO): transmembrane transporter activity
Source: RefSeq, a predicted model, not a curated record
AUGAGCGAGGUCACUUCCACCGCAUCGCCGCCUCCCGGCAAGGCAGCAUCCACUUCCGAAGCCCACGAGGUCCAAGAAGGUGGUGACAUCGUUGUCGACACUCCCUCCCACGGCCAGGUCCGAUAUACUCGCAAGGAAGAAAAGCGCCUGGUCCGCAAGAUCGACUUCGUCGUCGUACCCAUCCUCCUCGUGCUCUACCUCCUGUCGUUCCUGGACAGGUCCAACAUUGGCAAUGCUAGGCUCGAAGGCUUGACUGCCGACAUCAAGCUCAAGGACUACUCUACCGCCCUCACCAUGUUCUUUGUCGGCUACGUGAUCGGUGAGGUGCCCGCCAACAUCGUCCUCAAGAAGACUUCUCCACCGGUAUGGCUGCCCACCUUGACGCUCGUCUGGGGCAUCAUCUCGGUCGUCCAAGGUCUCGUGCACAAUCAGGCCGGUCUCUUUGCUGUCCGCUUCUUCCUCGGUCUCAGCGAGAGUGGUCUCUUCCCAGGAUCUGUGUUCGUCUUCAGCAUGUUCUAUCCACGCCGCGAGCGACACUACCGAGUAGCACUUCUGCUGUCGGGUGCCGCCUUCUCCGGUGCUUUCGGUGGUAUCCUGGCCUAUGGCAUCGGCUUCAUGCGAGGCGUUGGAGGGAAAAAUGGUUGGUCGUGGAUCCUGAUCAUCGAAGGCCUUCUCACCAUCGUUGUCUCCCUAUCGGCCUACUGGAUCGUUCCGCACUAUCCUCAGAAAUCACGCUCGUUCUCCGAUCGCGAGAAAUCCAUCAUCGCCGCGCGAAUGCAAGCGGAUCGCGACGGCCUCGACGAGGAAUCUUUCUCGUGGGACGGCGUCAAGCAGGCUUUCACCGAUCCAUACGUCUACCUCUACGGCCUUCUCUUCCACGGCUUCGCCUUUGCGCUCUACACCAUCUCGCUCUUCAUGCCGACCAUCAUUGCCGAUCUGGGCUACACCGCUGCCAAUGCCCAGCUUUUGACGGUUCCGCCCUAUUUCCUCGCCUUCAUCUUCACAAUGACGAUCGCUCACAUUUCAUUUGUCGUCAACCGCCGGCUCGUGUUCAUCAUCGGAUGCGCCUGUCUCGCCAUUGUCGGCUACAUCGUGCAAAUCGCCUCGCCCACGGUUGCGGGCAGGUACGUUGCGAUCUUUAUCGCCACGCCGGGUGUCUACGCGGGAAAUGCGCUGCUGCUCUCGCUGCCAUCGGAGAACGUAUCUGGCCAGACGAAAAGAGCGACGGCGCUGGCGAUGCAGAUCGGUUUCGGAAACAUGGGCAGUAUCGUCGGUGUGCAGCUGUACAGGAGGCCACUAGGGUCGCUCGCGAACCCCAGGUUCCACAUCAGUCACGGUCUCGCCAUCGUCUGGCUCGGAUUUGGUAUCGCGGCUGCUUCGACACUGUGGUUUCUGCUCAGCAGGGAGAAUCGCCGCCGUGACGAGCUGCAGGCCAAGGGUCAGCACGAGAAGGAGUCCAUUGACGAAGAAGAGCAGAAGAGGCUCGGUGACCGUCGUCUGGACUGGAGAUACCAUGUGUAG